UUCGGUUGCAAUCUUACGGAUUGUUUGCUCGUAGCUGAGACACGAUCGCGUCAGGUCUCGAACGUACUAUCUACGGCGCGAAAGAAAAACAGUCCUUAUUAAUUAUCAUGUGAAGGUGCAGCUUCAUUUGCCAGGAACGCAUAAAACAGUUUGCUUUUCUGAAAUCGACAGUGGGAACUAGUCGGAAACGCGGAUAAUAGUUUCAGCAUCGUUAAGAGGAACAGACCGCCAGGACCAACGCGGCGUCAUCUUUCACGGUGAAGAUCGGAUGUGGACAUUGUGCCAUUCGACUGACGAAACGGUAGCAACGGAGGAAAUCGCGAUUUCGAACGACCUGGCACGUGAGAGGAGAGCAUAUUGGAUGAACAGGAGAGAUUGUCGGUGAUGGACAAUGAGCAGCCGCAUCAGGAACUGGUCAAGUGCGUGGUCGUCGGCGAUACGGCAGUUGGAAAGACCAGGCUGAUCUGUGCGAGAGCCUGCAACAAACACGUGUCGCUGUCGCAACUCUUGACGACUCACGUGCCCACCGUCUGGGCCAUCGACCAGUAUAGAAUCUACAAGGACGUCCUAGAACGUUCCUGGGAAGUAGUCGAUAACGUGAAUGUUUCUCUGCGACUUUGGGACACGUUUGGCGACCACGAGAAAGAUCGACGUUUCGCGUACGGCAGAUCGGACGUUGUGCUACUAUGUUUCUCUAUAACAAAUCCCGUAUCUCUACGGAACUGCAAGGCGAUGUGGUACCCGGAAAUACGACGAUUCUGCCCACAGACUCCGGUACUGUUAGUGGGCUGCAAGAACGAUCUACGUUACAUGUACCGAGAUGAGACUUAUCUGAGUUAUUUCCGUGACCGCAGUCCGUUCGUGAGAGCCACGAGGAAGAGCGAUCUGGUAAUGCCUGAUCAAGCUCGAGCUGUUGCACGUGAGCUUGGUGUUUGCUAUUAUGAGACUAGCGUCUUUACAUAUUACGGUGUUAACGAAGUCUUCGAGAAUUCGAUACGCGCUGCCUUAAUCGCGCGUCGCCAACAACGAUUUUGGAUGACGAACUUGAAGAGAGUGCAAAGGCCUCUUCUUCAGGCACCGUUUUGUCCACCAAAACCUGUACCACCGGAAGUGUGUUUGGCGGCAAGCACUUACGAAGAAAACAUGAAAACGUUGUGGACAAAACCAGUUCACACUGACGUGACUUUGAUAGCCGGAAACUGCACGUUUUCCGCUCACAGAUGUCUUUUAGCCGCAGCAUCGCCCGCGUUCCAUCGACUUUUCUCUAUGGAACUCGUUCAAGAACAAACACCUCGAAGCUCUAGCGAAUCUAGCAUGGUGAGUACAUUCGGCGAAGCAACAGUGGGUGACUUCAACGAUGACACCGAAUGCCUCAUUCGUAUCGAUCAAUCAAAACCUGCAAAAGUUUGGGAACAACUGAAGCGACGUUCAAGCUUCCAAGUACUGCCCACGGUGGACAACCAAAAGAAACCACCUGGAGCUACUAGAGAACUUAAUCAUCCUGCCUUCCAGAACAUCCGUGUAUGCUUGACUGAAAAUACAAAUGGAAUGCAGCAACCAACGACCGUGGUGACGCUGUCUAAACUAAUUACACCCCAGGCGAUGCAGCAGUGCUUGCAAUUCAUUUACAUGGGCAGCUUGGAUAAACGGUAUCACGAUCUACAAACAGCUCCUAUCGGGCUUCUACUGGAGAUUAGACAAGCGGCGGAAUUCUUGGAGCUCCCGCAAUUAUUGAUGGUGCUUGGGACUUUACAAACAAGAGAUCAAUUUAAUAAUGAUCUUAAUAAUAGGUAUAAGCAAGUAGUGAGGCAACGUUUGGAAGACAUUUGUCUAGAACAAGGACUCUUCGCUGAUGUGAUAUUUGAACUAGAUGAUGGAAGUGUUCCAGCCCACAAAGCGAUACUCACUGCCCGAUGUGAUGUAAUGAAGGCCAUGUUCUCCGGAGAUUUCCGCGAAAGUAGUGCAAAAGUGAUAGUGUUUCCCGGUGUACGCGAGUACACGUUCCACAAACUGCUCUGUUAUCUCUAUACGGAUGAAGUGCCAGCAAUUUCCUCUGCCAGGUGCUUGAAUCUCUUAGAAUUGGCAAAUCGUCUUUGUUUGCAACGACUGGUGAACUUGGUCGAGAGCAGAGUGAUCGAAGAUCUCGGGAGAUUGUCUCAGAACGAGGGAAACGAGGCCGUGGAGAAUUGUCUGAGAUUGCUGGAACCGUGCAAGUUGCAUAAUGCCGAUCAACUAGCUGACUGGUGUAUGAACCACUUGUGCGUCAAUUACAACAAGUUGUGCAAGAUGUCUCCGCGAAGCGUACGCCUUCUGCAUCCGGAGAACCAGGAAUAUUUGAACGAGCAUCGAUGGCCUCCAGUAUGGUAUUUAAAAGACUACGAUUACUACCAAAAAUGUUUGGCGGAACGUGACCGCGAAAAUAAGCCGACGUUGAAGAGAAAUCGUAAUCAGUCCGGUUGCUUAUGCUUCUCUGGUACGAGCAAAACUAGAAGAGAAAGUUCGAACGGUGGUGGAGGUACAGCAUCGUCGGCAAAUAACGAUCCGCAAGCUGAACGACCCCUAUUCGACUCUAUAGAGUCAGGUGAACAGGUUGUAUGACAAGAGCCUAGCGGCUUACGCCGCUCAGUCCGAUUCAUUCUGGUCCUACCUGUGCUCAUGGUCUUCAUAUGCACCAUUUUUACUAUUUUGAUACUGCUACAGAUUUAUACUUAAGGAACGUUAAACACGAUCUAUGCACACUCGAAGAUGCCUAUGAAAAAAUCCGGAUAUAGGUCAUCCAGUCCUUUACCAGCCGUACGUAAUGAGAAUGAAUUUCUUGGUUCUUCUUCCUGUUUUUCUUUGUCUUGGAAAAAAAGUGUCCAGUCUAAGAAAAAACGAUAUAUAUUCAUAUUACAAUUCCAAGAAAAAUUGGUGCGAUCGUAUCUUUUGUACAACUUCAACGGAAAUGAAUCCGACAUCCGUAUUGUCAUUUAAGAAAUGUAUUUAAAACAAAUUCUAUGCUGUCGAUUCUUUUAGAAUUUCACACGGGCGUCCGUCGUUUGUAAGCAAAUAAAACAAGAUGGUGCCUUUUGUUGACGACUCGUCGUUGCUGCCACAGCGACCCUAAUACAGGGUGAUGUCGAUCACCUGGGACAUGUUUUAACGUCUUUUUGAUCGUAUCCGUAAAUAUGAAUUACAGUGAAAAAAAUGAAUCACGAUAUAAGUUGAAGAAUGUCUUGCAUCCAAUUGUCCGUCAAUGAGCACGGCACGUUUUUCUAUGGAGAACGUGAAUGCUUCAGAUUGCUCAUCUACUUUGAUCACGUAACAAGUGAUUUUUAUACAAGAGUUACUUCGGUGGUUCUUAACACCCUUGAGAUUUUUUCAUAUUUCUCUGGUUAAUAUUGUUCAUGAUUUCUGUAUAUUCCUAAACCAAAAUUUCUACAUUAAUUUCAUGGUAAAUUUCAGGACGCAUAGAAAACCGAAUUGCAUUUUCUACCGAAUCGUUGUGCGUCUAAAUGCUGGGAAAUCUUGAACAGUAUUUACUUCGAUAAUUAUUGUAAUUUCCAGCUUCCUUCCGCCUCAAAUUACAACUUAAUUUUGCAAAAAAAAAAAAGAAGGGCAAGAGGAAAAGGGCUGGAAAAUUUUUUAAAUCGAGCCACUGAAGGGAAAAAAAGAAAUUUUCAAGAGACGAUUAAGAUUCGUCGUAAUUUUAUCGAUGCGUGUUAGACUGAAGAAAACGAGCAAUAGCUUUAGUCCAUAGUAGAGCGUGACUAUACUAAGGAAUACAUAUAGUUCUAUAAGGAAUAAGUAACUAUUAAUAAUAAAUCGACGCGGAUUUUUACAUUGUUUGUACAGCAUCCGACGACGCUUCAUCUCUUGAGUUUUCGUUCGACGAGAUUACGGUUUCUUCGAGUGCGAGAAGUCCUCUCGUAUUUGUACUAUUUUGUAACGAUUUACGGUUAAAUGAAAUAGCUAUUCUCGUCAAUCGUCGAUUACUAUUAAGUAAUGGGAGUGCAUGCAGUUCAAUCGACAUAAAGUUGGAUCGUCCAAUAAAAAAACUGCGACAUAUCGAUCACGGUAAUGGGUUACUGCUAGAAUUAUAAAUUACGAUCACAUUGGUAAGAAUAAUUUAAUAGGAUAGAUAACGAGAGAAAAUGGGGAUGAAUUGAUAAUUAAUUCGUAACGACUAUAAUUACGUAUAUCGUAACAUUCAUAAGGUAUAGAGCGAUGGUCCGUUAGAAUGUAUCUCUGUGUAAGAGUGAAUCCUCGCGUAUAUUAUAUAUUUUCUUAGCGACUUGUACUUUGUAAGGCACAAAUUGAUUCUCGUACGCCGAAGAAACGUAAUUAUGUAUCGUCAAAGUGGGUCAUCAAUCACGUAUAUAAAUCCUCGUUUAGAUAUGAAGCAACUUGUAUUAUUAGCGGUCGAUAUCACAAAUAAUUUAAUACUUGUUAGAUCAUCCUUUGCCGUGAUCAUCGUUCAAUCGAUUUUUUCAUACAUCAUCGUGCAAUGAAAGUAUGUUCGAAUGAAUGAGCGAAUGGGAAGGAACAAAAGGGGAAGAAACAAAAUAUAGACGGAGAAUUGUAAUUUUACAUUAUGUAUGUACAUCAUAUACGGUACUAUCUUGUUAACUGGCCGUUUAUUAAAAAAUUAGAAUUUCGCUCUUAGAAGAAACUUCCAAAGAAUGGUGGGGAUAGCAAUGAUCAGUUAAUAAGGCAGAAUUCCAGCCAAUUAACAAGACAGUACUGUAUCUAAAUAAACAUUUAUGUAAUCACGCGUGACAAUGAGGGUUCUUUGACUGGUUAUUCGAAUUAAACAAUUUCAAUCUCGAUAUUUGAAAGAAGUUGAGGAAGAAGUAAAAUUAAACAUAUAUACAGUCACAAGAUGUAUUACUGCCUGAUCUGAGAGAAAUUAACGAAAACAAUGUACACGCAAAGAGAAUAUAUCUGUUCCGGCGAGGCGAGGGUGAGAAUAGCGUCCCAUUUGUACGCUAUGUCAAUUUUAAUGUUAAUGUUAUCCUUCGUCGCUCCUAAGUGUAUAUUUUGUACUGAAAUCAGUAAUCGUAGAAAUAAGGAAUACUGUUACAUGUAGAGCGAUAGGGGAUCAGGAAAUUAUAAUUUUCAAAUGCAUUUUA
This is a messenger RNA of Bombus terrestris (buff-tailed bumblebee), 5111 nucleotides long. It is a transcript of the gene RhoBTB, whose product is annotated as rho-related BTB domain-containing protein 1. Gene Ontology annotation, biological process: small GTPase-mediated signal transduction. NCBI's taxonomy places the organism in Eukaryota, Metazoa, Arthropoda, Insecta, Hymenoptera, Apidae. The transcript is spliced from 15 exons. The record is from RefSeq and is a predicted model, not a curated record. Bases 385 to 2598 code for a protein of 737 amino acids. Gene Ontology annotation, molecular function: GTP binding; protein binding; GTPase activity.